CACAGAGGUCGCGACAAGUCUGUUGCGGGGGCCUCGACGACUAGUUUCAGAUUUUUAUAGUUUCCUGGCGUUAAACGAGUACACAUCCAUUCGUACCUCGUUCGCCUUUUACCUAAGAUGCUCAUACACGUUCAAAUCUCUGCUCUCGUGCUGUUCGCAGGAGUUGCGGUCGGACAGGACCAAAGCACUACUGAUUUCCAAUGCCCAAAAAAAUCCGGUUUCUAUCCUGACCCUGUUCAAUGUGAUCUGUACUACCAUUGCACCUUGGAUGGCGAUCUUGUGGAAAAGUUAUGCCCUGAUGGUUUACUGUUCGAUGACAGUAAUCCGAGUCAUGAAAAAUGUGAUACUUCUGUUAACGUAGACUGUGGUCAGAGAACAGUACAGCAGGAGCCUAAACCCUCAAAAGGGUGUCCCCGAGCAAAUGGAUUUUAUAAACAUUGGGAAGAAGGAAGUUGCGACAAGUUUGUACAAUGCGUUGAAGGUGUCGCUAAUGAAAUGCCAUGUCCACCGGGUCUAGUGUAUGACGACUCUGCAAGUUCUUGUGCUUGGCCGGUCGAUAGCAAACGGCAAUGCGUAACUACAAAAAAAGAUGUCCUUCCUGACGGAUUUUCUUGUCCUGAUGGAGACGUAAUGGGACCUAAUGGUCGAAUAUUACCACAUCCUACUUUUGCACAUCCUGACGAUUGUGCUAAAUUUUACAUUUGUAGAAAUGGUGUUACACCACAAUACGGAAGUUGUUCCUCAGGGUCAGUUUAUAAUGAAGAGUCUUUCAAAUGUGAUGAUCCUGAAAACGUACCAGGAUGUGAAAACUAUUAUGAAACUACAGAAAACGAAGAAGAAAAGAAAGGUGCCAAGAACUAAUUUUAUAUAAUAUUUACAAAUACGUCUUAUAUAUUAUAUAAAUGUAAAUAAAAUAACUAAUUAUAAUAUGUAUAGCUGUGUACAUCAUUUGAGUAGAUAAAUACUAAUGAUGAUUUUUUGAUGGAAUAAUCUCUGGUCAUGAAAUGACCUAUUUGGAUCUUAAAAUAUUAUUUUCCAUUGUACAAUAAUUUAUCUAUUUAUAAUUUUAUAACAUACAAUUGAAUAUACAAUAAUUUUUUUUUUUAU
Daktulosphaira vitifoliae (grape phylloxera) is the source of this 1107-nucleotide messenger RNA. RefSeq names its product protein obstructor-E-like. Gene Ontology annotation, molecular function: chitin binding. Gene Ontology annotation, cellular component: extracellular region. The transcript has 5 exons. Bases 118 to 861 code for a protein of 247 amino acids. The record is from RefSeq and is a predicted model, not a curated record. NCBI's taxonomy places the organism in Eukaryota, Metazoa, Arthropoda, Insecta, Hemiptera, Phylloxeridae.